Molecule: messenger RNA, 282 nt
Organism: Thlaspi arvense
Lineage: Eukaryota; Viridiplantae; Streptophyta; Magnoliopsida; Brassicales; Brassicaceae
Source: the annotation of a GenBank genome assembly
AUGUUGUUUUGGGCUCGACGCAGGAACGAUGAUUCAAAGCUUGUACAGGAAGUUGUUCAAGAUCUUUCUGAGAAGUUAUACCUAGAAGACUCACCUGAGAAGUUAGACGAAACACCUGUGUUGGUUGUGAUGAUUUUUCUCAAGAAACGAAUAGAAUCUUUCUUAUCAAUGGAUUCUGAAGAUGUCCAAAUGUUAGGACUCUGGGGUAUGCAAGGCAAAGAGAAAACCACCGUCGUUAAGCACGUCUUCCAAGGCUUCUCCAGGCAAUUUCAUAGUCAUUGA